CUCACGAGAGAGGAGGAAAGCACGCGAUACUUGGAUACAUAGAUUCAAAGCUUAGCAGUUCAGUUUCCAUUUAUCACAUUUGCAGGGCACUAAAGCGAGGCAACGCUAUUAUCUAGAGCCUGGUCCGACGAGGAGGGUUAAUUAUUAUAUCAGUCAAGAUGCAACCUGCAACCGCUAAAUGGUAUGACAGACGGGAUGCUGUUUUUGUGGAGUUCUGUGUGGAGGACAGCAAAGAUGUAAAAGUACAUUUUGAAAAGUCUAAAUUUGAUUUUAGCUGUUUCAGUGGAACGGAUAACAUAAAGCAACAAAACACAGUGGACCUUUUCCGAGAGAUUGACCCCAAAGCGUCCAAAUACAGACGCACUGACAGGUCUGUGGUGUGUUACUUACACAAAGCAGAAGCGGGGAAAUCAUGGCCGCGGCUCACCAAAGAUAAGACGAAGUGCAACUGGCUGAGUGUGGAUUUCAAUAACUGGAAAGACUGGGAAGAUGACUCAGAUGAGGACUUGUCAAGCUUCGACAAAUUCUCAGAGAUGAUGAACAGUAUGGGAGGAGAUGAUCUACCAGAUUUAGAUGGUGCAGAAGAUGAGCAUGAUUCUGCAGACAGUGAUGACGAAAAAAUGCCUGACCUUGAGUAGGCGAUUGUGGUGGAAAACUCCGUAGUAAACGCAGCCAGUUGAAAGUGAUAUGAAGAGAGAUUAGGCACGAGAGCAGCCAUGACGGAGGUGAAACCUCAUCUCUACCUAGUUUCCAAACUGAAACCCCUCAAAGAAGUGAUGGGGAGUGACUGCUGGAACCAGACCUGCACAGAGAUCCAUAGCGACAUACAGUGCUGUGCUUUGCUGUUCUGUUCUGCAUGGACAAUUCUGUUCAAAUGAAAAUAUUCUUGUUCAUUGACUUUACUGACCGUGAUGGGAUGUGCUGAUGUCUUACACCUUCUCUCUCUGUUAUUUUGCGAUGUCGGGUUGUGGUUUAAACAUUGUGAUUUCUUAUGGGAAAAAAAAUUCAAAAUGCCUAUUUUCCAAAAAAGUAGAUUUUUUUAAUGAUAGAUUUCCCCUUUAAUGUUUGUAUUGUAAAUUGCACUUAUUUUGUUUAAUUUAAAAAGCAAAGGUUUUACUUGACAUGAGUUUUCAAAUGUAUGCCAAUAUCUGCAAAUAUUUAACAAGUUCAUAUUUUUAAACAGUUCAACAUUUAAAAUAAACAUGCUUGUGCAAAUUAUGCUUGUGUUGAGAUUAUGCUAGUAGAUUGUACCAAUCUUUGCAUAUAGUCCUACCAGUGCAAAGUUGAGUUUUUUUCCCACUACCAGUGUACAAAACAUUGCACAUUGUAGCAGGUACUGAAGUAAACUUAUCCAUAUGCAGUGAAGCCAGAAAUGCUGUCGUCUAACAAGAGUUCCCCGCUAAACGUACAGAUUCUAAAUGUGUGUUAAUCCCAUACACCGCUUUAGAGGUUGUGUAUUUUAUCAGUAUGUGUUAAACACUUUUGCAUUUGUCAUAUGCUGUGGGAUUUUUGAGUAUACAUUUCUAAUAAACUGUUGAAUACAA
Messenger RNA from Betta splendens (Siamese fighting fish), 1544 nucleotides. It is a transcript of the gene ptges3a, whose product is annotated as prostaglandin E synthase 3a (cytosolic). Gene Ontology annotation, cellular component: nucleus; cytosol. Gene Ontology annotation, molecular function: Hsp90 protein binding; protein-folding chaperone binding; prostaglandin-E synthase activity. The transcript is spliced from 8 exons. Gene Ontology annotation, biological process: telomere maintenance via telomerase; prostaglandin biosynthetic process; protein folding. The record is from RefSeq and is a predicted model, not a curated record. NCBI's taxonomy places the organism in Eukaryota, Metazoa, Chordata, Actinopteri, Anabantiformes, Osphronemidae. Bases 159 to 638 code for a protein of 159 amino acids.